Molecule: messenger RNA, 543 nt
Organism: Clunio marinus
Lineage: Eukaryota; Metazoa; Arthropoda; Insecta; Diptera; Chironomidae
Source: the annotation of a GenBank genome assembly
AUGCCACCUGUGGUGACGACAUUAAAUGAAAAGGCAAAGCAAAUGAUGAUAGAAUCUCAUUUCUCCGUCUUGUUUAUUUAUGUGCGUCGUCAAACACGAGGUUUAAUAAUUAAGUGGAGUAUUUUUACGGAUCGAGAUGAUGAGAAAGAGUUGGAACGAAUUGAAAAUGCUUCUGUUGCUUCUCUGAAAAAAAAACUUUCCAUAAUCUUCUUUACCUUCAUCAUUGGAUUGAGUGCUUUAUCUUGGACGGUUGUGAUGGAAAUGGACGAAGCUUUUAGAUUACAGUUUUAUAGGGCAAAAAGUUAUUUAACUUAUCAAUCUUCCGUUGUCAUUCAAGACCUUCCUUAUUUUGAUUUUAUAAAAGUAUAUCACGUGAAAACUGGCAUGACGAGAUCAAUAACAUGUCUUCUUCACAAGAGCUCUGCUCUUUCCUUUAAAAAGACUUCAGUGAAGCCUAGUCACAGGCAGCCUAUCAUGGGCAACAAUCACUGGUUAUCAAAUGAUAAAUUGCGAUGUCAGUCUUAUUCAAUGUCGAGAUCUUGA